Messenger RNA from Solea senegalensis (Senegalese sole), 3326 nucleotides. RefSeq names its product collapsin response mediator protein 1 (gene crmp1). Lineage: Eukaryota; Metazoa; Chordata; Actinopteri; Pleuronectiformes; Soleidae. The record is from RefSeq and is a predicted model, not a curated record. Gene Ontology annotation, molecular function: hydrolase activity, acting on carbon-nitrogen (but not peptide) bonds, in cyclic amides. The transcript is spliced from 14 exons. The coding region runs from base 191 to 2215 and encodes 674 amino acids. Gene Ontology annotation, cellular component: cytosol; cytoplasm.
CACUGCAUCAUUCCACUAAGAGGCGGGAUUCAUUGGUGCAGCCCAGAGAAAUCUGCUUUUCACAGUUCACACCAACCGUGCAUGAGAGUACUAUUCCUCACCCGAGAGGCGAGAUUCUGACCCGGAUACAAGACAGACUGUAGUCUCCAUCCUGUCAGACAGGAGGGAAUCGUCUCUGUCUGAAGCCAGAAUGUCUGACUGCAGGAGAGAGUGGAACCGGGAGGAUGAGCUGCCGGUCUACCUGGCGGGACCGAUCAGCACCGGCCCGAACCAGCGCAAAUCCUUCGGAAUGUUCAGCUCCGUGGAGGGCGCGUUUGAAAGCAAGACCAUAGAUUUCGAUAACUACGCUGUAGGGAGGCAAGGGAGCCGCACACCGCGGAGUGGGAGCAGGGAGAGACUGUUUGACACCCGUAAACCCGUCGGCCAAACGCCCACAGAGGCCCGAGAGGAGACACUGACCGACUCACCCAGAGACGGGGACGACGCAAACACCGGUGUUGAGGUCAGAACAUCAUCGAGGGAUGAAAGCCCCGAUGGAAAGAAUGAGAAGCUGCUGAUCAAAGGAGGACGGGUGGUCAAUGAAGACCAGUCUCUCUAUGCAGAUGUCUACAUUGAGGAUGGGAUCAUUAAGCAGGUGGGGGAGAAUCUGGUUGUUCCAGGGGGAGUCAAGGUGAUCGAGGCUGAUGGCCGUAUGGUGAUCCCAGGGGGGAUAGAUGUCAACACCUGUCUGAUGAAACCCUUCCUGGGCAUCAAGCCUGUUGAUGAUUUCCUGCAGGGCACCAAGGCCGCACUCGCUGGAGGCACAACCAUGAUUAUUGACCAUGUGACCCCCCAGCCGGGCGACAGCCUGAUGGAGGUGUUCGAACACUGGCAGGAGGCUGCAGAUAAAAAGGCUUGCUGUGACUACUCGCUGCACGUAGACAUUCCCGAGUGGAAUGAGACUGUCAAACAUGAGUUGGAGCUGCUGGUGGAAGAGAAAGGUAUCAACUCCUUCCAGGUGUACAUGGCCUACAAGGAUUUGUACCAGAUGUCAGAUUCUCAGCUCUACAAGGCGUUCUCCUUUCUGAAGCAUCUGGGCGCUGUGGUGUUAGUUCAUGCUGAAAAUGGAGAUCUGAUUGCUCAGGAACAGAGAAAAAUACUUGGAAUGGGAAUCACUGGACCUGAAGGCCAUCCUCUGAGUCGUCCUGAAGAGCUGGAGGCGGAGGCGGCGUUUCGUGCCAUCACUCUCAGCAACCGUGUGAACUGUCCUGUUUACAUUACCAAGGUGAUGAGCAAGAGUGCCGCCGACACCAUCACCCAGGCCCGCAGGAAAGGUUCUCUAGUUUUUGGGGAGCCAAUUUCAGCCAGCCUGGCCGCUGACGGCUCCCAAUACUGGAGCAAGAACUGGGCUAAAGCGGCCGCAUAUGUGACGUCUCCACCCCUGAGUCCCGAUCCCACAACUCCGGACCAUCUCCACACACUGCUCGCUUGUGGGGACCUCCAGGUAGUCGGCAGUGCUCACUGUGCCUAUAGCACUUCCCAGAAAGCCAUAGGUAAAGAUGACUUCACCCUCAUCCCAGAGGGAACCAACGGAGUGGAGGAGAGAAUGAGCAUUGUCUGGGACAAGUCUGUGGCUAUGGGGAAGAUGGAUGAGAACCAGUUUGUGGCAGUCACGUCUACCAACGCUGCUAAAAUCUUCAAUCUGUACCCACGUAAGGGCAGGAUAGCGGUGGGCUCUGACGCUGACAUCGUCAUCUGGGAUCCCGACAGUGUCAAAACCAUCUCAGCCAGACUCCAGCAGUCGGCUUCAGAAUAUAAUAUCUUUGAGGGUCUGGAGUGUUGUGGAGGUCCAGCACUGGUGCUGAGUCAAGGUCGAGUUGUUUAUGAGGACGGUAAUCUGCAGGCUCAUCCAGGCACCGGGCGUUUUAUCCCCCGCAAGCCUUUUCCAGACUUUGCCUACCAACGCGUUAAGUUCAGGAACCAGGGGAAGCAGGGUGUUACCCGUGGGAUGUAUGACGGCCCCGUUCAUGAUGUCGCUUGUACACCCAAAUAUAUUACCCCUUCUCCAUCAGCCAGAACUUCACCCACCUCUAACCAACCUCCCCCAAUACGGAAUCUACACCAGUCCAACUUCAGCCUGUCAGGGGCACAGGCUGAUGAUAAUGUUCCACGUAGGUCUGGUCACCGCAUUGUGGCACCCCCUGGUGGUCGCUCCAACAUCACCAGCCUUGGAUGAACACUUGACUGUGCACAAAGGGGGUUGUGGGGGUUUCACCUUUGUGUGUGUGCAUGUAUGACUGAGAGUAUGAAAAAAAUACCUUUGUUUUUCUUUGUAUAAUGGUGACACUCUCCCUUUAGACUCUAAAGGUUUUAUCAGUUUGCCUUGAACCCGUGUUCAGUGACAAGAAGUAGGUUAAUACUAAUAAAUGUAAAACGAGAGCUAACGUUACAACAUCAACUAAAUAGUUACCAAAAAAUGUGAAAAACUGAGACUCGUGAUUGGGACGCUCUCUCACACACACACACACACACACUCACACAGAUCUGGUGUCGGACCCCUGCCAUGCACUUAAAUGUGACCCCAGUCUCAUGUCAUCACGUCUCCUUUCUUGUGGGCAUGACGUCCUCCACAGUCUUCCUCAAAUCACGUGACUUAUUGUGUAGGUCUGCUCAGACAUGGUGCUCCUGACAGCUGCGGAAAACAACACUUCUCUCCUUCAUCUGGUUGUUAACAUCUUGGAAAUAAUUCUAUUUUCUCAUUGUGACCAGAUCAGAUUAGGCUUCAUAUUGCAUGGACACAUCAUUGGAGUUUGCACUAAGUGUUUCUAUGGACAAACACUCUAAAUAUGUUACUAAUGGCACAUUUGUAAUUAACAGCACAACUGUACAGUAUUCAUAUUUUGUUAAACAUUUGCUUGAAAAUAAAUAUAUCAACUGCAAUGCAGCUUCCACUUCACCAGUUGAUAUGUGCAAUAUGCUCCUGUCAUGUGUUAGGUAGACAAGCAGUUCAAAUAAACACGAAUUGACAGCUAGAUGAAAUCUCAAUUUUCUGUACAUGUCCUAUAGUGUUUCACAUUGAAGAUGUUAUAACUGUGUGCUCAGUUUCAGCAAAUCUCUCUUGCCAGGUAUAGAUUUUUCUGUAAUGACAUGAACUCACUGCUGUAAAAGGGCUCUCGCUCUCAUCACCACAGACUUCACUCUUUUUUUUUAAAUGCCAUUUCCUCUUUUAUCAUAUGAAUUCUGAAUGUUUUCUUGUACACUUAGUGUUUCUACUGUUUGUGCUGUUGUUGUCUCCAAUGGAACCACUUGCGAUCAAUAAAGACUUGUAAGACUGUUGUAAAAACAAA